AUAACUCGACCCUCAAGCAGCAACACUAUCAGCGCUGCCAAAGUGGGAGGCACUGGAAACAGUUUUCUAGUGCCAGUUGGUGAUGUAGCAGGCAGUUUAAUGCCAGUAACAAGAGCCACAUCACCCAUCCUGGCAGUUUAAUGCCAGUAGCAGGAGCCACAUUACCCAUCCUGGCAGUUUAAUGCCAGUAACAAGAGCCACAUCACCCAUCCUGGCAGUUUAAUGCCAGUAGCAGGAGCCACAUCACCCAUCCUGGCAGUUUAAUGCCAGUAACAAGAGCCACAUCACCCAUCCUGGCAGUUUAAUGCCAGUAGCAGGAGCCACAUCACCCAUCCUGGCAGUUUAAUGCCAGUAACAAGAGCCACAUCACCCAUCCUGGCAGUUUAAUGCCAGUAGUAGGAGCCACAUCGCCCAUCCUGGCAGUUUAAUGCCAGUAACAAGAGCCACAUCACCCAUCCUGGCAGUUUAAUGCCAGUAGUAGGAGCCACAUCGCCCAUCCUGGCAGUUUAAUGCCAGUAGCAAGAGCCACAUCGCCCAUCCUGACUGUUUAAUGCCAGUAGCAAGAGCCACAUCGCCCAUCCUGGCAGUUUAAUGCCAGUAGCAAGAGCCACAUCACCCAUCCUGGCUGUUUAAUGCCAGUAGCAAGAGCCAUCUCUCUCAACCAGGUAGGUUAGUGCAAGAAGCAACAGUCAACUCUCUCAACCAGAUACCUGUGGGGAAGCUGUAGAUCAAGAAUCAUCAGUGAACGUUGAUAAGAGCGCUUGGCCUUCAUCACACGACAACUCAACAUGGCUGAGGAACCCUGCAAAUGUCCUGAGAAUAUGAGAGAAACUCUGCCCUUAGCCGCGCGUGAGGCUGCUAUGGAGGGUCGGGUGCAGCAUGUGAGAGCUUGGCUCAACGCUGGAGGGGAUGUCAAUGCCACUACCACGGUCUCUGACAAACUUGGACCUGGCAUGUCUCUUCUGGCUGCUGCUUGUUACCAAGGCCAGGCCGUUGUGGUACGGGAACUGCUCAAGAACCCCAUGACACAUCUCAACACCCGUCAUGACACGGAGUGUGGCAUGAACUGUACCCCAAUGUAUAUAGCUGCCCACUCUGGAUAUGACGACUGCGUCAGUGUUCUCCUUACCUCAAAACUGAAGUGCCACAUUGAUCUGUCAGUUCCUGCAAGAAUAGCAGGCAAAGUAAACAUGACUGCUAUCAUGGCUGCUGCCGCUCAAAGACACUGGAAGGUCGUGUGGAUAAUCCUUGACGUCUACGUCAAGAUGACAUGUGAAGAAGCAGACUUUGUCAUCACCAAAGCCGCUGAUAAUAAUCAGUGGGAUAUUGUACAUCAGGUCCUUAGACGAAACUUGCCGUUGCCAACUAAGACGUUCAAGAGCUUGAUCCAGAGAGCUGACGAUCAGGGGCUGUGGGAAAGUGUGUUCACAGUCCUCCAGCAGAAUUUUAGGUAUAAGGAUGAAUGUCUUUGUGAAGUGCUGUCAAAGAUGGUGACAAGGCGGCACUGGAAGAGGAUAACCGAGUUACUCACUUUAGUGGAUACGAAGUUCGAUGAGGCUUUGGCUAAGGCUGCCCUUGCCGAAGAUCUUGAAGAGGUUAGAAAUACCAUCAAGAAAUAUGACGAAGAGACGCUGGACGGGACUCGGCUGGUGGUGGCAGCAGGCGGGACGAGUGACGAGGUCGCCUAUCUCCUCUACCGCUCCUACUGCACCGGUAAAGACGUGGUUUAUAAGAAUUCUCUACUCCUAGCUGCCAUGAAUGGCCACCUAGAAAUACUGAUGCAACUGUUCGACCGUCAUUUAAAAUAUUACACCUACAGUUUUCUUAGUCGGGCCAGGCACUUAGCAGCGGAGGGAAGAUUUGAAGAUACCGAAAAGCUUCUUCAAACUGCAUUAUCAUCGAAAGCUAAAAGUAUGUGCUCUUGAACGCACAGAUAGAUUACUGGUUAUUAGUGAAAUAAUCAGUAAUAUUAGUGAAGAUUACUGAUAUUAGUGAAAUUAGUGCCAUAUAUAGUCUAGGUUUAAAUUUAAAAUACCCAAAGUCAUUGAUAAAGUUGCCUAAUUACUCGUAACACUUUCUUUAGUUUGACAAAAGAAGAAUACAAUAUUAGGAAUACAAUAAUUAUGCCAUUUAAUGAUAAUUUCAAUGAAAUUCAUAUAUUACUAUAAUAAUUUCAUAUCACUGUAGCAUUUACAAAUCAUAAAAAGCCAUCUCACUUCAAAUUCCAUUGGAUGUACGUAUAAAAUUCUCUGUAAAGAUUGUAAUAAGUUCUAUGUUGGUCAAGUAAGUAUAAACAUCUUUACCAAAGAAUAAAUUAACACAAAUAUAUUAUAAGAACAGGUCAAGAGUCCAAUGCAUUGUUUGGUCACUUAAUGGAUUUUAAUCAUUCAAUUAAUAGGACCAAUUCAUGCAAAAUUGUCGGGUAAAUCAAUUACAAAAAACAAUUUUAUUAAAUCUUAAUUUAUAAAAUGUAGUGAAUUAGUGAAAAAUGAAGUGUAGUGAAUAUUAAUGUAAGUCCAUGAUUAUAUAAAUUAUAUAGCUUUAUAAUUUGUAAGAUUUGUGAUAGGUGUAAAAUUAUGUAAAGGAUAAGUGUAUGUGUGGUACAUUCCAAGAAUGAGGCAAUACCCAUUUAAUUAUCCAGUAAUUCAUGUCACUGGUACUGUGUACGUUUAGGGGUGAUCCUGGAUGACAUGGGUUCGAAUCCUGGCCGGGUCAAAGAGUUCUUAGUGAUAUAUGGCUUGCGCGUUCAUGCAGCUUUCUCAUAUAUAUAUAUA
Molecule: messenger RNA, 2774 nt
Organism: Procambarus clarkii (red swamp crayfish)
Lineage: Eukaryota; Metazoa; Arthropoda; Malacostraca; Decapoda; Cambaridae
Source: RefSeq, a predicted model, not a curated record